AUAUUGAUUAUUGACAGUGAUUUACAGGUGUCAACGUUGAGUGACGCUAACACAAUGUUUCAGUGAGCUUUCCACCAGAAGUUCUACUAGUCCACUUACUACGACUAGUACAUUCGAUGCGUGAGCAUCCAGUUAACUUCAAAUAUAAUCAAUCCAUAAUUUUUUAAUUACUUAAUAAUUAAUUCAAAUAAUUUAUUUUCCCUUUAAUUUUUUUUAUAAAUACUAUCAGCAUGCUCAAAUCUUUACCAACAUUACCAAGAUCCUCCCUUUAUUUAUUUUUCUCUGCUAAAUCUUCCCCUAAAACACGGAUCUUAUCAGAUUACUUACUUGUUAUACCAUUCCUUACUUCACUUAAAUAUUCUUUCUCAAAAAACAUUCAUUUUAUUCCAUAAAAGUCAUAUUUUUAAUUUUGUAACAAAUCCUAAGAUUUAUUUUUGUGUUAAACCUUGAUUACACUACAUUACAGCUUCUGGUAUUUGAAAUUUUUUGUGGGUAUACAAAUUUGAGCUCUUUUUGUACAUUAAUCAACCAAAAAAUUGGAAAUGAUGGGUUUUUGGAAGUGGAUUUUUCUGGGUUUGGUUUGUUUUGUAACAUUAUUGGUAUUUGUUGAAGGAUUUGAUUAUGCAAAUGUGAGUCACAUUUCAUAUUUAGAGUCUUAUGAAGUUUCCAAUGCUCCUCAACCUCAUAUGGUUCCUAUUACUCUCAUUCAUGGAGCUGAUGCAAAGGGUGCUGUUUGCCUCGACGGAACACUACCUGCAUAUCAUUGGGAUCGUGGAUUUGGCUCAGGAGCCAACAGUUGGCUUAUUCAGUUAGAGGGAGGAGGUUGGUGUAAUAAUGUUAGAACAUGUGUAUACAGGAAAACUACUCGACGUGGAUCUUCCAAGUAUAUGGAAAAAACCUUAGCAUUCACCGGAAUAUUAAGCAAUAAGCCUGAGGAAAAUCCAGAUUUUUUCAAUUGGAAUAGAGUAAAGCUUCGAUAUUGUGAUGGCGCCUCUUUUACUAGUGAAGGCCAAGACGAGGUCCACCAGCUGUUUUUUCGAGGUCAACGCAUAUGGUCAGUUGCCAUGGAAGAACUUAUGGGGAAAGGAAUGCGAAACGCUAAACAGGCUCUUCUUUCCGGGUGUUCCGCUGGGGGUCUAGCGUCUAUAUUGCACUGUGACGAAUUCAAAGACUUAUUCCCAGGACACACGAAUGUGAAGUGCCUAAGCGAUGCAGGAUUGUUCCUCGAUGCAAUGGACGUUUCAGGUGGACACACCUUACGGGAUUUCUACCAUGGCGUGGUUACUUAUUUGGGUGUAGGGAAGAAUUUGCCGCCUUCUUGUACUAACCACUUGGAUCCCACUUCGUGCUUUUUCCCUCAAAAUUUGAUCGCCAACAUCAAAACACCUUUAUUCAUCCUCAAUACAGCUUAUGAUGCAUGGCAGGUUCAGGCUAGUUUAGCUCCAAAAACAGCUGAUCCUCAUCACUUGUGGGAUCAAUGCAAAAUGAACCAUGCACGUUGUUCUGCAUCGCAGAUUCAAUUUUUUCAACGAUUCAGAAUCGAAAUGCUGAAUGCAGUAAAAAGUUUCUCAAGGUCUCGACCAAACGGACUUUUUAUUAAUUCAUGUUUUGCUCAUUGCCAAACGGAGAGGCAAGACACAUGGUUUGCUGAUGAAUCCCCUGUUCUACGAAACAAGCCCGUGGCCAUAGCUGUUGGAGAUUGGUAUUUCGAUCGAAUGGGCGUCAAACUUAUUGAUUGUGCAUACCCUUGUGACGCUUCUUGUCACAACUUGAUAUUUCGAUAAGACGAAAUCAUCAACAAUAUCUUCAUCCUCGUCCUCAUCCUCAGCAUCCUCCGUGAUUCAUUACAACAUGGUGUUUCUGCAAACGACUUUGCUCAUUGAAGUCGUAAUUGUAAAAUUGAUUGUUCAAUAAUUUGAUAUAAAGAUAAGGGUUUGAUUAUAAGGGCCGAAAAUCGGCUUACUAGUUUUAGUCUUAGAGUGGUUGCUCUUCUUUGUAACCUUUAGUUUUACGUUAGAAGUAUUAUUGAACCUCAUUUAUUAAAUUUAGGCAUCAUGUCAAAAAAAUGUUACCUUCAAUUUAUGGUUAAGGUAUUGAAGCUUCAACACCUUGUUGUGAAUUGUUAUAGUAUCAGCAAAGAAAUAGAUUUAGUUCUCUAUUUGAUUUGUAGUAGUGCUUUAUUUUUUUAAUGUUGAUGGGUAUAUUAUUAUUUGUGGUUA
Messenger RNA from Amaranthus tricolor (Joseph's coat), 2219 nucleotides. RefSeq names its product pectin acetylesterase 6-like. Gene Ontology annotation, molecular function: pectin acetylesterase activity. Gene Ontology annotation, biological process: cell wall organization. The transcript is spliced from 11 exons. Lineage: Eukaryota; Viridiplantae; Streptophyta; Magnoliopsida; Caryophyllales; Amaranthaceae. The coding region runs from base 543 to 1784 and encodes 413 amino acids. Gene Ontology annotation, cellular component: plant-type cell wall. The record is from RefSeq and is a predicted model, not a curated record.